CUACUAAAAUAAAAAUAAUUAGUAUUAAUUAUCAAGAUGUCGUAAAAUUAUGAUUUAUCGAUAGUCAGUCGCAAGAGGAGGUCAAAAAAUUUAUGAAAAUUUGGAAUUCAUUUCAAUAUUUCUGACAUUUAGAGGUUUAAUCAAGCAAAAUUGAAGUGUUUGAAACGUGUUCACAAGACUGGAGUAUGUAAUAGGCAUAGUAAUAUGGAAUAAUAAUCGAUAUGCAGCCGGGAAUCGGGGUAUUUGGAACUGGAACAACAAUUCGAUGUUUGGUCCCAAUUUUCAAAAGUUGUGGAUUCAAAGUUGAGGCAUUAUGGGGACGCACCAAGGAGUUAGCAGAUGACGUAGCUCGAGAUUUAUCCAUUCCCUUUAGUACAAAUAAAGUGGAUGAGGUACUUUUACAUAAAGAGGUUGAUUUGGUGUUCAUUGCUUGUCCGCCUCAUUUACAAUCGCCCGUUGCUGUUAAAGCGUUAGGAAUAGGCAAACAUGUCAUAUGUGCCCCGCCCGCUGGUCCAGAACAGCUUGAUGCAUUCAAAAUGGUUAAUGCAGCAAGGUACUAUCCUUCACUAAUGUCAAUUAUGUGUCAUGGAUUACGUUUUGUACCAGCAUUUACAAAAAUGAAGAACUUGUUGGAUGAUGGGUAUAUUGGGGAUUUAUAUUUGAUUGAAGCUAGAGUUCACAGUGGAAGUCUCCUAAAGGAGAAAUAUGACUGGACGUGCGAUGAUCUUAUGGGCGGAGGAGUACUGAAUAUCCAUGGCAGUGGCAUUAUUGAUGUCAUCACAUUCCUAACCAAUCAGACUGCAACUCGGGUACAUGGCAUGCUGCGUACGUUCACCAAGCAAACUGAUAAAAUCUGUGGAAUUCGACAAAUAACCAGUGAUGAUUAUUGUACAUUCCAAAUGGAGUUAAAUCGUGGGGCGGCAGCCACGGUCACACUUAACAACCAUGUUCCGGGACAGUAUAGUCAUGAAAUCCUGGUUUGUGGAAGUAAGGGACGUCUCAUAGCACGCGGAGCAGAUUUGUAUGGACAAAAAUCUGACUCAUUGAAAGAAGAGUUAAUACAUAAGGAUGUAUUGAAUAUUCUGGACGAACAAAAAUCUGGAGUCUCUGAAAGCAUUCGAGCGGAUCUUCCGACUCCUUACCUCAAAGGCAUGAUCAAGUUAAUUGACUCUGUGAAGGACGCAUUUAAACUUGUUGAAGAUAAGCAUGGUUGGUCACGUGAUCCAGUUUGCAUCAGUGCAACAUUUGAAGAUGGCCUUUAUGUGCAAGCCGUAGUUGAUGCAGUAAGGAAAUCCACAAAAAGUCACGAGUGGGAAAAAAUCAGACUUAUGACUGAGGAACCUGACCCAAAUCCUAAUCUAUCAGCCGCAAUUCGACGGAGUACUUUUUCUCUAUAUUAUUCAUAAAGAAAUGUAAUUAUUUAUUCAAUGUACAUGUGUGGUUGGUUGAAAUUGCAUGCAUUCCUUCACUUUAAUGUUAAUUCCAUACUGCAAUUAUCAUUUUGAUUAUAAACAUCAGGUUGUCUGUACAUAUCUAAGCAGCAAUUUAAGGUGC
This is a messenger RNA of Owenia fusiformis, 1554 nucleotides long. Lineage: Eukaryota; Metazoa; Annelida; Polychaeta; Sabellida; Oweniidae. The record is from the annotation of a GenBank genome assembly.